UACGUUCUCUGUUAAAUUGAAAUGGCUCAAUGCACAGCUGCCUCGGUGCGCAAACACUUUCUUCACUGUACCCUCUUAUAAACCGGCAAAUUUACGUGAUUAUGUCAGUAGUAGCGAGUAGUAUGCGCGCGGCUUGCCAUUGACGCCGGCAAGAUGAACGCCCGCGAUUUCAACUUCGAAAUCGCCAUGGACGGUAGCCAAGUGGACGAAGUGGUCGCUAGUAUAUUCCACACGGUUCUCUUCCACCGCUCCAGCGGGAAAUUCACAUACAACAACGAAGAGAGCUACUCCAUACGGACCGUCAACUACGUGGACGUCGACUGCGACUUUAUAGACUUCACUUACGUUUGCUGCGCGUCUGAAACCUUAGUACGCAGAAUUAAGAGAGAGAUCUCGAUAUUCUCGAAGCUCCUCCGCGCGUUGGACGGCCGCCCCUCGCCGGCCAAAGGCGAGAUCAGCCUCGAGUUCUUCCAGAAACAUCGAACGAGAUGGUUCCUACCCACGUACGUGCCGGUGCCCUGGGAGAUAUGGCGGGUCAGCUGCGAGCUCACGGAGUCCGGCAACGACCAGGAUAUGCACAGCAAACACGAAAGCGUCGUCGAAAUGCUGCAAGACCAAAUCGUUUUCAUCACUGAAAUAAUUAACCGACACGAAUACGUGCCCAAGAUGCCCAACCGGUCGGACGCGGACCUCAUCUUCGACACAUCCUAUCCGGAUAUCCAGCCGUAUCUAUUCGCGAUUAAGUAUAAAUUGCCCGAAACUGAGUCAAACACGGUUGGCAACACGGUGCGCAAACUUAUAAGAGAUACGUUGUCUUUGUGAUCG
Messenger RNA from Zerene cesonia (dogface butterfly), 825 nucleotides. It is a transcript of the gene Atg101, whose product is annotated as autophagy-related protein 101. The record is from RefSeq and is a predicted model, not a curated record. Gene Ontology annotation, cellular component: phagophore assembly site. Gene Ontology annotation, biological process: autophagy; autophagosome assembly. Bases 154 to 822 code for a protein of 222 amino acids. The transcript has a single exon. Lineage: Eukaryota; Metazoa; Arthropoda; Insecta; Lepidoptera; Pieridae.